AUGGUUCAGCUAGCGUUUUACGUUUUUCGCUCUUCGCUCAUUUUCUUUCGUUGUGUGCUCCGGCAAUGUCGUGUUUCGGAACGGUGAAAACAGCAACAACAAGAUAAGAUUUUCCGAUUUUCCGUAUGGAAGCAGCGGCGGCAUUUGUUUUGAAAGUAAAGCAAAGUGAGCCAGAAAAACGAAAUAUAAAGAAGCGCCGACAGCGACGAAAGACCGCGCCUCGCCUCGCCUGAAUCCAAACGGUGUUUAAUGUACCGCGUGCGAGUGUGUGUGAGUGCAGACGAAUAUAAGCCAAAAAGGAAGUGAAAAUAGUGCAAAAAGAGCUCCCGCAUAAUAAUAAUAAAGAAAGCCGAGUAAUAAUAAAAUAGGAAAAAAGACAAGGCCCGCGAGAGCAGGCCCCCCAGACCCCAAGCAAAGACCAGUAAUACCAAGGCCCCAAAAGACCAGACCAGUUUCAAAAAAGCCUAUUUACAGGGCCUGCCUGCCGCCAGAUAGUAGUGUACGUUCGUGUGUCUGUGUCUCGUUAUUUGCGUGUAGUGUGUGUGUGUGCUAGAAGAGACCACAUCGGGAGGGAAAGACAGUUUCAAGGAGCGGAAAGGCAGCGGCAGCGAGCAGUGCGCGAGCAAGCAAUAAGAAUAAUAAAUUACACUUUGCUAUAAUAAGAAAAAUUUAUACAUACCUAUACACACACAGCCAUACAGACGGGCCAGUGCCCCACACACAUGUGCACAAGUAAUGCUGGCGUGUGAGUGUGUGUGCGCUGCGCUGCUUGUGGAAAAUUGUAAUAAAAUAUGAACCGCAGCUAGCCCGCUAAGGAAGCGGAGAGCGGUGCGGAAAGAGUAAGAGAGAGAUAGAGAAGAAGAGGAAGAGAAGCGGCAGUAAAACGAGAAAUCGACUGGAAAACCCACAAAAAAACGAAGGAAAAGAAUUGAGUGAAAAUAUCGAAACUGCAUUAAAGAAAAGCAGCUACCACUACUAUAAUCGUAUUCAUGUGCCAUUUAAUUGUUUGGGAAAAGCUUUAAAGGGAUAUACACCACACUAUAUCUAUAAGACGCAACAGUAUUAGCAACACACACAAAUAUAUACCCCCCGUGCGUGCAACAUGUCCUGCAUAUCGAGCAAUUUCAGCUCCUUCUUCCUCAAUUCGCUCAACGAUCCCUCGGAGUUUUCCAAGUACUUGAGCAAUGGCGAACUGAAAUGCGCUCAAUUCGAGGAAUUUCAAGUGUUUGGCUGCGGCGCAGGCGCAUCGUCGGGGCAACAGCCGUCGCUGCAGCAGCAGCAGUUGCAACAACAACAACAACUACAGUAUUCCCACACACAUCUAUCCAAUGGCUGCGGCACGGAUUUUUCCUACGAGGCAGCAGCAGCGGCGGCGUCAUCGUCGUUGUCUUCCCAUACGCAACGGGAAACCUGCCUGAGUGGUGCGGCCGCCGCCGGCAGCUCAGGUAGCGGUAAUCCGACGACGACGUCGAGCGCUCACUCGCACACAGCCGCCGCAGUCGCCGCCUACGUCGCAGCAGAGGCGGGCGUCGCCGCAGCGCCGACGUCAGUAGCAGCGAUAGCGGGAGCAGCAGGAGGAACUGUAACAGGACCAUCCCCCGGCAGCAAUCGCUGGCCCACGGCGGUGGCCACCCCCAAUGGGGGAUCGGUAUCGGUGCCCCAGCACUUUGAUGGUUCCUUCGAGUUUAUCAAAUAUCUGCGCCACUCCACGGAAUUUACGCCGGGAACAGCCAGUGGCACGCCUAGCGAUAGUGCCAUAGUUACAGCUGCAGCAGCGUCAGAGAAGAGCGGCGCCAAGGGACCGGGAGUAGCACUUGCGGCAGUGGCAGGCGCUGGCACACCACCCCCGCCAGCCCAAUCGCCCGUCGCCAGUGCGGGGCUCCUCGACCUGGACACGAGUACCUCCCAGAAGUCGCGAUCUGCCUCCCGCAAGGUGGCCGCACUUCUCUCCUCCGUUUCGCGCGCUUCCAACAGCCUGGUGGACACUAGCACCUCCGCGCUGGACGUUUUCGAUCACGAUUCGAAGCAGACUAUCUUCGACCUGCAGCACCUGGCCUCAAACGGCUCUUCCAACUCAAAUGAGUCCUCUUUGGAGCUGCUCGCCUUCCCCAACUCCCAUUUGAAUGCUUCCAACUCGAAUACCUCGUCGGAGGGCGCUGCUUGCGGGAGUGCUGGGGAGUUUGGUGGCAUUCUGACUGGCGCCAGCUCUUCCUCGACCACCUCCUCUUCGUCGCACGCACCCAAGCUGCUCGGCAGCUUUGUGAUCAAGGAGAACUUCGAGGUGCAUCCCUCCCACAAAGUGGAGGAGGGCAUCUUCCAGCACAUGAACAAACUCCCCUCCAAGAAGAAGGACACGCUCAAGCAGCUGGGCGUCCGAUUCACGGGCCAAAUGACGUUGACGGACAAAUCGAUUGUGGUCGAGAAUUUCAUCAAGUUUUGCGAGGAAUAUGAAAUCAAGGAUCAUCGGCCCUGGCUAUCCCUUAAUCAGUGUGGCCUCAACAAGCCCGAACAGAUCAAAUUUGCACGAUAUUUGGGCCAGGGCCUGCCCACUUUUACGCUCUUUUGCAUUUAUAGCAAUUAUAAGAAUCUGUUUUGCACCAAACGCACAGAAAUCUACACGAAGGAUGGCUACAAUCUGCCUUAUAUACUCGACAAAACCAAGCGUUUCCUGGCCAACACAACAGCUGGCGAAAAUACCAACAACAAUAACAACAUCCAAAACAACAACAACAACAAUAACAGUAACAAGACCAACACAACAACAGCAACAGCAACAACAACAUCCACACCGGUCAAACAAACAGAACAGGGACCACCAGGCGACCAACCGCUGGUGUCAGCACCUGCCUCGCCAGCGAAACCCACAGCCUCCACAGUGGCCGCAGCUCUGCCAUCUACACCCACGCCCACGCAGCUGGUUUUAGCAGUGGGAGUGGGAGGAGCAACACCAGGAACACCAAUACCACGCACAAUGGCCGCAACAUCAACACCAAGACCGGCAACUCCCACAGGGCCAAUAGCGGCACCGCCGCCAACGACACCGCAACAUCUACAACAACAACAGCAGCAACAACAACAACACAUGCUGCACCAACAUACGCAUCCGCAUGGCCAGCAUCCACACGCGCAUCCACAUCCGCAUCACCUGCAGCCGGGCACACCGACACGUAGCACAGCGAUGACGCCGCAGCAUCCACAUGCCCCACAUCCGCACCACUAUCCUCCGCCGCAUCCACAUCCCCAUGCCCAUCCUCAUGCCAUGCAACAUCCCCACUCGCAUCACUUUGCCUAUGCCCAUCCUCAGCAUCCGCAGCAUCCACAGCAUCCGCAACACCCGCAGCAGCAUCAUCCGCACUUCUAUCCGCACCCACACGCAACACAUGUCCAGCACAUGGCAGCCAUGGGCUACAGCCCGGCGCCGCCACCACAGUCUGGAGGUGGUGCGGCAGGUGCAGGAGCUGCAGGAGGCGGAGUAGGACCCGGUCCGCCAGUGUCCAUGUGAGAUUGGGGUCGGCGUGGCGCCAAGGGCAGCGGAGGAGGCGCCACCUGUUGACAAUCGUAGGCUGUUGCAAGACCACAAUCCUCUAUCCUCGAUCCCUAUCCCACCCAUUAUCGAUUAGAAAUUUUAACCAGAAACCUUUUAUAAGAACAUCGCGUCAUAAUCUUUUACACCUUUAUGUUUGUUUCGUUUAUUUUAGAAUAAUUUUACACGCUUUUUGCCAAAUUUUAUUGAAACUAUACAACAAAUUUUAUAUUAUGUUUGUCGACGAAGAAAUUGUUGGACAACGAUCGAUCAUUAUUACCCAAAACCCCCCAAAAAACUAUGCAAUGUUAUUCCUUGAAAAGAGAUUAUUACUUUUACACACAAACACACACACACACACACAAUUAAACACACACACAUAUAUACACAAACACAA
Messenger RNA from Drosophila guanche, 3920 nucleotides. RefSeq lists its product as uncharacterized. The record is from RefSeq and is a predicted model, not a curated record. Lineage: Eukaryota; Metazoa; Arthropoda; Insecta; Diptera; Drosophilidae. The transcript is spliced from 4 exons. Bases 1103 to 3502 code for a protein of 799 amino acids.